UCUUCCGCCUUCCGCGUCAACAUGGCUGCAUCCAUGGCAUCCCAGGCUGUAGCGAGAGGACUGCGAGCAGCAACCUCAAAACAUUUGCUUCUUGACAAAUGCAAGUGCACCCAGCUCAAUCCCAGGAGAUGGCUCAAUUUACAGGAGUACCAGAGCAAGAAGCUGAUGCAGGAGAGUGGCGUGGCUGUCCAGCGUUUUUAUGUGGCCGACACGGCCUCCGAAGCCCUGGAGGCUGCAAAGAGACUCAAUGCCAAGGAGAUUGUGCUGAAGGCUCAGAUUCUAGCUGGCGGUAGAGGGAAGGGUGUGUUCGACAGUGGCCUUAAAGGUGGAGUGCACUUAACUAAGGACCCUGCGGUGGUUGGCGAGCUGGCCAAUAAGAUGCUGGGUUUUAACCUCACUACUAAGCAGACACCUAAAGAUGGAGUGAAAGUAAAAACGCACCGCCUCAAAACACAUUUCCAGGUGAUGGUUGCAGAGGCCCUGGACAUCAGCAGGGAGACCUAUUUUGCCAUUCUGAUGGACCGCGCCUGUAAUGGGCCCGUCAUGGUGGGCAGCCCCCAGGGAGGGAUGGAUAUCGAGGAGGUCGCAGCCAAGAGCCCAGAACUCAUCUUCAAGGAAGUCAUAGAUAUAUUUGAGGGUGUGCGAGACGACCAGGCUCUGCGUAUGGCAGCUAAUUUGGGUUUCAAAGGACCUCUGGAGAGACAGGCAGCAGAUCAGAUUAAGAGGCUCUAUGAUCUGUUCUUGAAAGUCGACGCCACUCAAGUUGAAGUCAAUCCUCUUGGAGAGACUCCCGAAGGACAAGUGGUUUGCUUUGAUGCCAAGAUCAACUUUGACGACAACGCAGAGUUCCGUCAGAAGGCGGUGUUUGCCAUGGACGACAUGACUGAGAGCGACCCCACAGAGACAGAGGCAGCCAAAUGGGACCUCAAAUAUAUCGGAAUGGACGGCAACAUUGCCUGCUUUGUGAAUGGGGCCGGCUUGGCCAUGGCCACAUGUGACAUCAUUGACCUGCAUGGAGGAAAGCCAGCAAACUUUCUGGACCUGGGCGGAGGAGUAAAAGAGAGACAGGUGUAUGAGGCCUUUAAGCUCCUCACUGCUGACCCUAAGGUGGAGGCUAUCCUGGUCAACAUCUUCGGAGGCAUUGUCAACUGUGCCAUUAUCGCCAAUGGCAUCACCAAGGCCUGUCGUGAGCUGGAGCUCAAGGUGCCACUGGUGGUCAGACUUGAAGGGACCAACGUCCACGAGGCCAAGAGGAUCCUGUCGGAGAGCGGCCUGCCCAUCACAGCAGCAGACGACCUGGAUGACGCUGCCAAGAAAGCAGUGGCAGCCAUCAAGAAAUAGAAAACCACACCACGCCACACCUCGCCGUCCUUGUUGUAACCCCACCAUACCCUUUCAUAACCCAUCACUGCCAUCCUUACGUUGAAUCACAGCAGCCUCAUAACACUACCGUCGACCUUUGCUCACACAUGGAGACCUCGAAAAAAACUCAAAGCCUUUUCACUCUGAAGCCAUUCAAACUCUGAAACCUUACUUUAUCACCAGCUGCCUUCCCAUUAGGGCUGUCCAAUUAAUCAAAAUAUUAUCGAAACUGCAACAUGGCGACUAUCCAAAUCGCAGCAGCUGCAAUGUUUUGCUGAAGUUAAAAUGUGUGAUAAAAUAUCAUUACAAAUGAAGGAUUGCGGUGCUAAAGGGACACCCUGGCCUACAAAUCGUAUUCCCCAGAUGUAAGAAACCAUGUUUGUUUGGUAGAGAUCCCAGCGAAAAUCUGAUGCAAAAAUUACUGUUCCAAUGAAAAUUGUGAAUCAUACUGCAAUCGCACUAUCUGUCAGAAUAAUUGCAAUAUUUUUUUUUCUUAAAUCCAUAACAUUCUCCUGAUCUGAGGCAGUAUAUCUCCUCACUACCUGCUGAGCCUGAGUUUGUAACAUGCAACACCCUUCCUCAUGUCAGAUAGAAAUGACUUUGUGAAGUAAGCAAAUUCUUGACAGAGCCUCUUUUAGCCUCUUUUGUCAUAUAUAUAUAUUUUUUUUUGAUGAUUAAAUACACAUUAAUCAGGUUAAAUCAGCUGAUAAUAACCAAGUGUUUCAUUUUCACAUUAUGAAAAUUCAUGUAAUCCGUGUCAUAACAUCAUGAAGCUCUUAUAUUUGGUCGGUGCUUUUCUUCGAGAUUAGAUGUCUUAACAUCCGUUUCAUAAUGGCGCAUUCCAUUUUACAAAGCAGGAGUCAUGGAUUUAUCUGACCAUAUCAUGGCAUUUGUACGGAAUAUUGAUUAAAACAGAUAUUUCCAUGUUGUCCCAAUGUUUUUGUUAGUAGCGUUGUUGCAGGCACAUGGAAAGUGCAUCUGAAGGACAACCUCUCCAUGGUUUAUUUCUGUGGAAUCAUCAGAUGGCUUUUAAAACGAAAGGCAGCAUCACACCUCAUAGUUAAUGUUCUGUUGGAGACUUUAUUCCACUCUGUGUGUUUUUGUUUUUUUUGUCAGUCACUUCAAAAGAAAGCUUUUUAGUUUGCCUUGAUUCAAGUCACCUCCUUAAUCACAGGUUUCUGGUCAUUUUGAAACAGUAAUACAUCCAAUGCCAGUAUUCAGUGUGUGAAAUAACCAUGCUUACUGUAUGCGCUGUGAAUUUUGUCAAUCCACAUUUAUGAAAAAAAGGUGUGAUCGCUGAGUUGUGGAUGUAUUUCACGAAGGUAAAAGGGGUUUGUAAACUGACUCUUUCAAUCACAGUAACAUUUCCAUACAGAUCUAUUGAAAAAGGAAAAUGAAAAAAUAAUUUUAGUGGGAUUUUUUUUUUAUAAUUGUGAAUGUAUAUUGACCGAAUAUCUUGAAUACAAGUGUAUCAACUUUGUAUAUAAUUUGAGAGAUUAAUAAACAUGACUAUUUCAACAUUA
This is a messenger RNA of Myripristis murdjan (pinecone soldierfish), 2885 nucleotides long. RefSeq names its product succinate-CoA ligase GDP-forming subunit beta (gene suclg2). Bases 22 to 1341 code for a protein of 439 amino acids. Gene Ontology annotation, biological process: succinyl-CoA metabolic process; tricarboxylic acid cycle. Gene Ontology annotation, cellular component: mitochondrion; succinate-CoA ligase complex. NCBI's taxonomy places the organism in Eukaryota, Metazoa, Chordata, Actinopteri, Holocentriformes, Holocentridae. Gene Ontology annotation, molecular function: ATP binding; metal ion binding; succinate-CoA ligase (GDP-forming) activity. The transcript has 12 exons. The record is from RefSeq and is a predicted model, not a curated record.